AUGUUGACCGUGACGCUCAUCAGGCAUGGACAGUCGACCGAUAAUGUGAGGCACGUGUGGGCAGGGUGGGCUGAUGCCCCGCUAAGCCAGCGCGCCGAAGCUCUCGGCGCAUACUUGUCCAAGACCCUGUUUACCAAGAUCUAUGCCUCUCCCCUCAAGCGCGCUGCCACCACUGCAGCACUUGUUCUUGCUGCCCAACCUGCCCCACAGCCGCCACAUGACUUCACAAUCGAGUCCAUAAAGGAGCAGAAUUUUGGCAUUGCAGAGGGGAAACCGUGGUGUUCUCCUGAUAACAGGUCUUCCAAGUCGCUCUCAGAGUACACGAGCGAGGGAAAGUACCCCACACCGCUUCCGGGUGAACGCUUUACGGACGGUGAGUCCGAUGAAGAUUUAGCAGCACGUGCGAUGCAAGCCGUGGAUGAAGUGGUCAUGCCACACGUACGUAGUGCAAUGCGGGCCAGGCGUGCAGAGCAUAUCGCACUCGUAAGCCAUGGGCUCUGCAUCAGAGCGCUCAUUUGCGCGUUGUUAGAAAGGGACUCCAGAAAGAUUACCCCAUCGCGUGGGUACACUGGGAUGCAGAACACGGCGUGGGCGAGGGUAAUCAUUGAAAUGCAGGACGUUGCAGAUGGCAUACCAUUGGAGAUCACUGAUGAAGACAACUCUCUGAUCGUAACAGUGACGGACUUCGGUCGUACGGAUCAUCUCGUCAAGCUUAAGCCCAACGCCGGCGGGACCGGCAAGAUUGCAUACGACCCAAAGCAACGGGACAUUAGAGCGUUCUUCGAUGGUGCGGCGAAUACCAAGGACUGUGAGAGCGAUGCACUGGAUGGAAACAAUAGGGAAGCAAAGAAGUGA
This is a messenger RNA of Suillus plorans, 855 nucleotides long. Its product is annotated as phosphoglycerate mutase-like protein. Gene Ontology annotation, cellular component: cytosol. The coding region runs from base 1 to 855 and encodes 284 amino acids. Gene Ontology annotation, molecular function: fructose-2,6-bisphosphate 2-phosphatase activity. NCBI's taxonomy places the organism in Eukaryota, Fungi, Basidiomycota, Agaricomycetes, Boletales, Suillaceae. Gene Ontology annotation, biological process: regulation of pentose-phosphate shunt; positive regulation of DNA repair; fructose 1,6-bisphosphate metabolic process. The transcript is spliced from 6 exons. The record is from RefSeq and is a predicted model, not a curated record.